AUGGCGCUGCGGUACCAACAAAACAUAGACCAGCAGCUCCAGCUGCAGGAAAAGAAGGGCAUCCAUAGACGUGCGCUUGACCAUGGUAACUCGAUGGGCCGGUAUUACCUUCGAAAGUCGAUGGGCGAUACCGAGUACUCUAUCGGUGAGGUGCGUCCUGAGUCGUCGUACCUUAUAGACUUGCUUCCUGCUUUGGCGUAUAAGGGCGAUAGGAUGAGGACGAACCCGGCGGUGCUUGACGUGCAGCUGAAGUUUGUGCAUUUGUCUUCGAAUAAGGCUAAACAUUCGAUCAAUACGGUGAAAUGGACGCCUGAGGGAAGAAGACUCGUGGUGGCUUCGCAUUCGGGAGAGUUUACUGUUUGGAACGGUAUGACGUUUAAUUUCGAAACUAUCAUGCAAGCACACGAUCUGGCGGUGCUUGCGUUGAAGUACUCACACGACGAUGAAUGGCUUCUAUCUGGAGACCAGGAGGGGUUGGUUAAGUACUGGCAGCCCAAUUUUAAUAACGUCAAUAUUGUCAAGGCACAUACAGAUGCUAUUCGAGAUAUAGCGUUUUCGCCAAACGAUACAAAGUUUCUUACGUGCUCGGACGAUUCUCUGGCCAAGAUAUGGAAUUUUAAUAAUGGCCAGGAGGAAAGAACACUUACAGGCCACCACUGGGAUAUCAAGUGUGCUGAUUGGCAUCCAAACUUGGGCUUGGUCGUUACAGGGUCUAAAGAUAACCUUAUUAAGCUCUGGGACCCUAGGUCUGCCGAGUGCGUUACUACCUUACACGGAUUCAAGAAUACCGUCAUGAAAACGAAGUUCCAGAAAGUCGGUACAAAUAGACUCCUAGCGUCCGUCUCCAGAGACCGCUCGUGCCGUGUUUUCGAUCUACGUACCAUGUCUGACUUUGUGGUGAUUCGUGAUGCGGAGGCUGACCUUUCCAGUGUUGAAUGGCACCCUGUUCACGCUGGUCUCCUCACCACGGGUGCCUACGACGGUUCUAUGGCCCAUUACAUUUUGGAUAAGUACAUUUCUACCGAUCAAGAUGCUCGUGGAAAGGGCAUUGACGCUGUUCACAGAAUUCCAUAUGCUCACGAGAAAGCCAUUCACGCCUUGGAGUACCAUCCUUUGGGCCAUAUCUUGUGUUCUGCCGGUAACGACAGAUCUGCUCGUUUCUGGUCCAGAGCAAGACCAAACGAUCCAAGAGCAUUCAAGGAUCCACCAUACACCAACGAUAAGAACGGUGCGUGGUACUACAGUGUUAACAACAACGUGAAUGCCGUUUUGGAAGACACGCCAGCAGCCUCUAUUGGAGGGAAAUACCUGCGUGACUCCGACGUUGUGCCUGGUUUGAGGAACUUGACUUCGAGCAUUCCAGGACUUGGGGAGUCAUAA
Molecule: messenger RNA, 1380 nt
Organism: Candidozyma haemuli
Lineage: Eukaryota; Fungi; Ascomycota; Pichiomycetes; Serinales; Metschnikowiaceae
Product: cleavage polyadenylation factor subunit
Exons: 1
Coding region: 1-1380 (459 amino acids)
Cellular component (GO): mRNA cleavage and polyadenylation specificity factor complex
Molecular function (GO): protein binding
Source: RefSeq, a predicted model, not a curated record